Messenger RNA from Pyrgilauda ruficollis (rufous-necked snowfinch), 1177 nucleotides. It is a transcript of the gene SOX1, whose product is annotated as SRY-box transcription factor 1. Gene Ontology annotation, biological process: anatomical structure morphogenesis; cell differentiation; regulation of DNA-templated transcription. The transcript has a single exon. The coding region runs from base 59 to 1177 and encodes 372 amino acids. The record is from RefSeq and is a predicted model, not a curated record. Lineage: Eukaryota; Metazoa; Chordata; Aves; Passeriformes; Passeridae. Gene Ontology annotation, molecular function: DNA-binding transcription factor activity, RNA polymerase II-specific; RNA polymerase II cis-regulatory region sequence-specific DNA binding.
UCUAUGUUUGAUUCAUUUUUCACGUCUGGCACCGGUGGAAAAUAAAAAAGCUAUUUGAAUGUACAGCAUGAUGAUGGAGACGGACUUGCACUCCCCUGGCGGAGCCCAGGCCCCCACGAACCUCUCGGGGCAGACAGGAGCGGGAGGCGGCGGAGGAGGCGGCGGCGGCGGGGGAAACAAAGCGAACCAGGACCGGGUCAAGAGACCCAUGAACGCCUUCAUGGUGUGGUCGCGGGGCCAGCGGCGGAAGAUGGCCCAGGAGAACCCCAAAAUGCACAACUCGGAGAUCAGCAAGCGCCUGGGGGCCGAGUGGAAAGUCAUGUCGGAGGCCGAGAAGAGACCGUUCAUCGACGAGGCGAAGCGGCUGCGAGCGCUACACAUGAAGGAGCACCCGGAUUAUAAAUACCGGCCCCGGCGGAAGACCAAGACCCUGCUCAAGAAGGACAAGUACUCGCUGGCCGGGGGGCUGCUGAGCGCCGGCUCGGCCGGGGGAGGCCCGGCCGGCGUCGGCGUGGGCAUGGGCGUCGGCGUCAGCCCGGGCGGCGUCGGGCAGCGGCUGGAGAGCCCCGGCGGCACGGCCAGCGGCGGCUACGCGCACAUGAACGGCUGGGCCAACGGCGCCUACCCGGGCUCGGUGGCGGCGGCGGCGGCGGCGGCGGCGAUGAUGCAGGAGGCGCAGCUCGCCUACAGCCAGCACCCCGGCAGCGGGGGGCACCCGCACCACCCGCACCCCCACCACCCGCACCACCCGCACAACCCGCAGCCCAUGCACCGCUACGACAUGGGUGCCCUGCAGUACAGCCCCAUCUCCAACUCGCAGGGCUACAUGAGCGCCUCGCCCUCGGGCUACGGCGCCCUGCCCUACGGCUCCCAGCCCCACCAGAACUCGGCGGCGGCGGCGGCGGCAGCGGCAGCGGCGGCGGCCGCCUCCUCGGGCGCGCUGGGCGCCCUGGGCUCGCUGGUGAAGUCGGAGCCCAGCGUGAGCCCGCCCGUCACCUCUCACUCGCGGGCCCCGUGCCCCGGGGACCUGCGGGAAAUGAUCAGCAUGUACUUACCGGCCGGGGAAGGCGGGGAUCCGGCGGCCGCUGCCGCCCAGAGCCGGCUCCACUCCCUGCCCCAGCACUACCAGAGCGCCAGCACGGGGGUGAACGGCACCGUUCCCUUGACGCACAUCUGA